This is a messenger RNA of Bacillus rossius redtenbacheri, 609 nucleotides long. Its product is annotated as general odorant-binding protein 56a-like. NCBI's taxonomy places the organism in Eukaryota, Metazoa, Arthropoda, Insecta, Phasmatodea, Bacillidae. The record is from RefSeq and is a predicted model, not a curated record. The coding region runs from base 53 to 517 and encodes 154 amino acids. Gene Ontology annotation, molecular function: odorant binding. The transcript has 7 exons.
CAUAUAACCGCGGCGCUGCAGCACGCCUGCACUCAGCAACCGAGGCGCCACCAUGAAGACCGCAGCAGUUCUAGCAGUUCUCGCCGCAGCGCUGUGCGUCGCGCAGGUCGACUCUUCAGUGGAAGAUAUGUGGGAGAAGAUUGACCCUGAAAAGAAAAUGCGUAAAGCCAUGGAAGAGUGUCAGAAAGAACCCGAAAAGAAAGUUGAUUUGAAGGAGUGCGAAAAACAAUACGCAGCCAAUGAAGUUUCAGAAGACUGUAAGUGCCUUGCCAAAUGCGUGAUGGACAAACUUGAGUUGACUAAAGACGGUAAGAUUGCCCACGACGAAAUACAGAAACACAUCAAUGAAAAAGUCGAGGAUGAAAACACAAAGAACAUCGCUAACAAACUCCACGAGAAAUGUAAAGAUUCUGACAAGGGCGAGGGAGGCUGCGAGGGUCCGUACCGCUACACGCUCUGCAUCGUCGCCAACUGCAAGGCGGACAAGGAAUGUUACAAAGAAGAUAAAAAAGAGUGAAGAAAAUGUGAUUGAAAAUUUGAGAGCUGGGAAAGGUUGAACGCCAUUAAAUAAAUUGUGUAUUGUUUAUGAAAUAAAUAAUAUUUAAGGAA